Messenger RNA from Durio zibethinus, 1301 nucleotides. RefSeq lists its product as uncharacterized. Gene Ontology annotation, biological process: iron import into the mitochondrion. Gene Ontology annotation, cellular component: mitochondrial membrane. The record is from RefSeq and is a predicted model, not a curated record. Lineage: Eukaryota; Viridiplantae; Streptophyta; Magnoliopsida; Malvales; Malvaceae. Gene Ontology annotation, molecular function: ferrous iron transmembrane transporter activity.
CAACCCUGCUUCAUUCAACCCGAAAGUGAUCUCCAUCCUCUACUCUUUCACUUAUAACCCACAGCUCAUCAUUAUAUAUUUCGACCCAAGCAACUCUUAUUUGCCACCGUUAUCUUCACCAUGGCCACUGACGCUUCCCCUCAGUACCGGCCUGUGCCACCUCCUCCUGACUUUCACCCCGAAAUCUCACUUUCCCAGUCGCUAACCCACGAUGGCCUCCACUUUUGGCAAUUCAUGAUCGCUGGCUCCAUAGCGGGCUCUGUCGAGCACAUGGCUAUGUUUCCUGUCGACACCCUUAAGACACGCAUGCAAGCUCUUGGAGCUUCGUGUUCGGUUCAACCCGUAGGCGUUCGCCAAGCCCUUUGCUCCAUCUUAAAGCUCGAAGGUCCUUCAGGACUUUACCGUGGUAUAGCUGCAAUGGGACUAGGCGCAGGACCAGCCCAUGCAGUUUACUUCUCUGUUUACGAGCUAGCUAAGCAAGUUUUGUCCCGUGGUGAGCCCAAUAACUCCAUGGCUCAUGCUGCUUCCGGCGUGGUAGCCACUGUUACAAGUGAUGCGGUAUUUACCCCUAUGGAUAUGGUGAAGCAGAGACUGCAGCUGAAGAGUAGUCCGUACAAGGGCGUAGCUGAUUGUGUACGGAGGGUUCUGAUGGAGGAAGGGAUUGGAACCUUCUACGCUUCUUAUAGAACUACUGUUAUUAUGAACGCACCGUUUACUGCUGUUCACUUCGCCACGUACGAGGCAGCGAAGCGAGCGUUGAUGGAGGUGUCGCCUGAUACGGCCAACGAUGAGAGGUUGGUGGUUCAUGCCACUGCUGGUGCCUUUGCUGGGGCCCUGGCCGCUGCCGUCACAACGCCGCUUGAUGUUGUUAAAACCCAGUUGCAGUGUCAGGGAGUCUGUGGUUGUGAUAGAUUUUCCAGCAGUUCAAUUGGGAAUGUUGUUCAAACAAUAGUGAAGAAGGAUGGUUACCGGGGCCUUCUGAGGGGAUGGAUCCCAAGGAUGCUCUUCCAUGCUCCUGCUGCUGCAAUCUGUUGGUCUGCUUAUGAAGCAUCAAAGGCCUUUUUCCAACAGCUAAACAGCAGCUAAAACUAAGUUGGCUAAGAAACGAAGAAUCUUGUCAAAGUGUUGAGAUUUCUCAGCUCCGCCUCAACCGAAAUAACACAUGAAAAUGCCCGAUCCUCAAACCUGGGUAAACCAGUUGGUUACAGCACAUGGAAAAUUCACAAUACGCUUGUCUACAAUUUCUUUUCGAUCAGAUCAAAUAAAUACUAUUUACUAAUCAGUCAAGCUUGGUGAUCUGC